This is a messenger RNA of Hermetia illucens (black soldier fly), 1722 nucleotides long. RefSeq names its product RING-type E3 ubiquitin-protein ligase PPIL2. Gene Ontology annotation, biological process: protein peptidyl-prolyl isomerization; protein polyubiquitination; protein folding. The record is from RefSeq and is a predicted model, not a curated record. NCBI's taxonomy places the organism in Eukaryota, Metazoa, Arthropoda, Insecta, Diptera, Stratiomyidae. Gene Ontology annotation, molecular function: peptidyl-prolyl cis-trans isomerase activity; ubiquitin-ubiquitin ligase activity. Gene Ontology annotation, cellular component: catalytic step 2 spliceosome.
GAAUGUUUGAGCACCAGUGGCACCGUUGACAGGUGACAAUUCGUUGUCGUAUUUACUAAACAAGCUUCUCUGGGUGCUGGUUCUUCGAAUAAACAGGAAAAAUGGGUAAACGACAACAUCAGAAAGAUAAAAUGUACCUGACCUACACGGAAUGGUCGGAGUUCUAUGGAGGCAAGAAAGUUGAAUCGGCUGAGAAUGAGCAUAUUAAGUUCAAAAGGCUUCCCUUUGAUCACUGCUGCAUUACCAUGGUCCCUUUCGAAAUACCAUACUGCGAUCGAGAUGGUAAUGUCUUCGAACUUCAAGCGAUCCUAGACUUUGUGAAGACAUUCAAAGUGAACCCAAUCACUGGGAAACCAAUAGACGUGAAAACCCUCGUUAAGUUGAAAUUCCACCGGAACGGCGAAGGAGAUUACCACUGUCCCGCGUUAUUCAAGCCCUUUACUAAGAAUUCGCACAUUGUGGCCGUUGCGGCUACAGGAAAUGUCUUCUCCUACGAAGCUGUCGAACAGCUCAACAUUAAAACGAAGAACUGGAAGGACUUGGUUGACGACACUCCAUUCCAGCGGAAAGAUUUGAUUACGAUUCAAGAUCCGCAAAAUAUACAAAAAUUUGAUAUCUCCAAAUUCCAUCACAUUCAGAAGAAUCUUCGUUUGACCGAGGAGGAGAUUGCUGAGAGGAAAGACCCAACGGCUCGGUUGAAAACGGUCAACUUAGAGACGAAGGAGACUCUCGCCGAGCUCGAAAGGGACUAUCAGCCUGCGGAGAACACUGAGGAGAAGACGCGGAAAGUUGCGGACAAAUUCAAUGCGGCACAUUACUCCACCGGAGCUGUCGCGGCCAGCUUUACCUCAACUGCGAUGGUUCCUGUGUUUACUCAUGAACCGGCGAUUAUUGAAGACGAUCUAGUGCGAUACGAACGGGUUAAAACGAAAGGUUACGUGCGGUUCGUUACUAAUUUUGGACCUCUCAACUUUGAACUCUACUGCGAUUCAGUUCCUCGUGCUUGCGAGAAUUUCAUAAAACACUGCGCGAAUGGUUAUUAUAACGGAAAAGUUCAUCGGUCCAUUAGGAACUUUAUGAUACAAGGAGGUGACCCCACAGGAACUGGCACUGGUGGAAAAUCCAUUUGGGGAAAGAAGUUUGAUGAUGAGUUCCGUCCAAAUCUUUCCCAUACUGGCCGCGGGAUUCUCUCGAUGGCAAAUUCUGGGCCGAAUACAAAUUCGUCUCAAUUCUUCAUAACCUACCGAUCGUGCAGACACUUGGAUGGCAAACAUACAAUUUUCGGGAAAUUAGUUGGUGGGAUGGAUACUCUUAAUGAAAUGGAAAAAGUCGAAGUGGACAACAAAGAUCGUCCCAUUUACGACAUAGUUUUGGAGAAGGCGCAAGUUUUUGUAGAUCCUUUCCAAGAAGCUGAAGAGCAAUUGGCUGCCGAACGAGCCGAGGAAGUCGCGAAAAAGGAGCGUGAAGUUGAAGCCGUGGAGAAAAAGAAACGACAGAAUCAACCGUUGAAAGUUUUCCGGGACGGCGUUGGAAAGUACCUCAAUAUUGCGCAAAUAAAAAAUGCCGAAAAGCUGGAAAGUGGGAGCAGUAGUAGUAAAGUCCCACCGCAGAAGAAGCAGAAGCGGGAAGCUAGUAAUAAGUUUGGUGAUUUUAGUUCAUGGUAGUGUAUUCGUUUCUUGUGUUAAUAAAUUAACAAGGUUAGUUUCUGAUUUUUGUUUGCAA